AAGUCCAACGAUUCCAUCGACUACUCUCAACAAAACUACGUCCAUAUACUCCAUAUCCAUCCGUAUCCCCGUCCCUUCGAUGCGACACGCUGGAUAUCGACAAUUCAGACGAGCGCGUAAAUUAACGCGGUCACGAUGCGAGAUGAUUAGUGCGUGCCGAGAGGCGCGUUAGUGAUGCCCGGUUUAGAGGGAAGUAUUUCGCACGACACGAGUCCACCUCCCACGCGCGCCCUAAUGUCCGAUGGGGAUCAUGCGGUGCCCGAGCAAGUGGUGAAAAGGUUCGUCUUCAGAUCACGAAAGGCGCAGGGCUGCGCACAAGACGACGAGCACGAGGAGAGUCUGGAGAUUCUCAUACCUGAGUUGCUGCAGGCUAAUUACAGUUUCAAUACUUGGCCCUGCGCGCCUGUGCUUGCCUGGUAUCUCUGGGAGCACAGAGAAAACUUAGUUGGCAAGCGGGUUCUGGAGAUAGGAGCCGGUACUUCGCUCCCUGGUAUUCUCGCCAGCAAGUGCGGCGCGAUUGUGACCUUGAGCGACUCGGCGAGUCAACCAAGCACUCUGCAGCACAUCAAGAGGUGUUGUGAGUUGAACGGCGUCGCGGAUCAAGUCCAAAUCGUCGGUAUCACCUGGGGCUUAUUCUUGUCCAACUUGUUCUCGCUUGGAAACUUGGAUUUAAUCAUCGGUUCGGACUGUUUCUACGAGCCUACCGUGUUCGAGGACAUAGUGGUCAUUGUGGCGUUUUUGUUGGAGCAAAAUCCCUGUGCGAAAUUUCUCUGCACUUAUCAGGAACGCAGUGCCGAUUGGUCUAUAGAGCAUCUGCUGAAUAAGUGGGGACUGACGUGUAUGCACAUAGCAUUGGACAAUCUCAGUACAAAUCCUGAUAUUAACUUACACGAAUUGAUGCAAGAUCAUACGAUACAUUUGUUAGAUAUACAACGAGCGGUAUAAGC
This is a messenger RNA of Trachymyrmex cornetzi, 947 nucleotides long. Its product is annotated as methyltransferase-like protein 23. Bases 175 to 945 code for a protein of 256 amino acids. NCBI's taxonomy places the organism in Eukaryota, Metazoa, Arthropoda, Insecta, Hymenoptera, Formicidae. The record is from RefSeq and is a predicted model, not a curated record. Gene Ontology annotation, cellular component: cytoplasm; nucleus. The transcript is spliced from 2 exons.